AUCCCCAGGCUUGUCAGUACAUGUCAACGCCCGCGUGCCCUUUGCACUUCACUACACAUUUUCACAUCCGACCCAUGUCGGCCUCACCGAUCUACACGGCUUUGCAUGUGCCAACGCUUACACCACAUCCUUCUAUCAACUGCAUGCAAUGGUCCGAGGAUGGCCAAGCGUGCUUCAUCACAAAGUCAGCGGUACACAUCCUAACGCCAGACCCCGGGAUCAACUUCAACACACCUGCUGAUGUAAAGGCCCCAGCAGGAGACGAGCAAAGUGGUCGACCUCUAGGUUGGUUCAAAACAAUGAUCGAGACUACUAGGGGACAGGCCCACUCUUGGCCCGAAAUCUCUCCAGACUGGGCAGCUACAAGUUUGGGUUCUCUAGACGUCUCUCUCCGCGCCGUGUCGUGUUCUCCAAGUAACAUCACCUCCCGAGGCAGGUGUGUAUUGGCCGUCCUGAACUCUAACAUGGAAGUGUCCCUAUGGACUACUGCGAAGAACCACCUAAAAGGAGAAUGGCUGAAGAUUCAAGACGUCACAUCGUUUCUCUUGAGCUCCAUAUCAUUACCAGAGAGCUCAUCGACCCUGAUUAAAGCUCUCUGUGCUCAGACGAUGUGUAUUUCAUGGUCCAAACAACCCAACUUCGCUAUUGCCCCGAUUCCUUCCUUAGAUACAUCGAUCCUUGCUCUAGGAAAUCGUGCUGGGAGCAUAACAUUGCUCAGGUUCAAUCAAGUAGGGGACUUUGAGGGAGAUGUCUCACGUAUAGAGACUAUUCAGCUGAGUGAACGGUGGAUCACCCAUCUAGCAUGGUCGCCAUGGUCAUUAGAACAUCCUGGCCAAUGUGAAUCUUAUUUGGCAUACAGCACGGAUGAUGGCGGUGUUGGAUUAGUGAGAGUGACUCAAUCUCUACAGCUAUCACCAUCUACUUCCAAAUUCGGGGCAGAGUUUAUGGUGAAUGUUACAUGCGAAAUUAUAUCACCAAAAGUUUGCGAAGCAGACAAACGGAGUAUAACAGAUCUAGCAUGGAUAGAACUUCGUGGACGGAGUCCUAUUCUAGUGUCCUGCACAUCGGGUAUCAUUCAUCUGUGGUCUUCUCCAAGUCCAUCAUCUAAGUGGUCUGGUUCGCGUGUCUUAGUCCUGCAGACGCAAAAGAUAUCCGUUGCGUCCUCUGCAUUGUACCCUGUAUCAGGUUUAACACAUGUCGGCAUGCAAGAUGCCCUUGUUUUGUCUCUGUUUGAUGGAUCCUUUCAUGUCGUCCAUAGUCUUUCAAUCAAUCCGUCUUGGUCCCCACCAACCGCCGAUGAUACUCUACAUACAGACAUGCUUUCCAAGGUUUCACGAUCAAUCUUUGCUCACGUCACUCCUGGGGUCCGGCACAUGGACGUCAGUCGUAUCAGUGGUAUGGCAUCCUAUGAUGGGUUCUCCACCUUCAUCUGGGUUUAUGAGGCUCUGCGGCCAGCGGAUUUUAGUUACAAACACGAGGCCAGACACAAUAGUACAUUCGUCACCGCCCCACUGUGGAAUCUAGAUGACGAUACUGUUUUCAAAAUAUUAGAAGAAGCAUUGAGCAAUGUGUGUCAAGCGCGUGGAAGUGCCCCUAUUUAUCAAUUGCGUCCAACGCUCUUACAUCUUUGUAAAACCGGGAGUUUUCCUCAACUUUGCCCUCGCAUAUUGGAAAUUCUACAUCAGAUCCCAGCGGAUGAUACAGCUUCUAUUGACAUAUCGCCCUGGUCGGGAGAAUUAGUCCCAGAAUUAAAGGCAAGGCUAAGGAAGAGUUUCAAGACGCACCUAUUCGGGUGGGACGGCCUGCUGUCCUCGCGCAUGAGAUUAUCAGUGGCAGAUCUAUGCUGGAAGCUAUGCAAAGAUCCUCAGAUGCAAGCACAAUGUGGCCAAGUCGCUCAAAUCCUCCUGAACACCAUCUCACACCGCGUUCUACGGAUCUUGAUGCACCAUUUCUCAGCACUUAUAUCGAUCCUAGUGGCAUCCGACGUUCCUUUCGUUUUAAGAAUCGUAGUCCAAUCCCUUCUCCCGGGCUCACCCCUUGAUCUCUCGGCGGAAGCCCAGAGAUUAUCAGCAAGUGUUAGUGCAAAUGUUGCGGUAGACCCAACUACAGCCGGGCUCCACGAGCUCUGCCCAGCAUGCCACGUCGAAGUGCCACUACAGGAUAUCACAGCUGCGAUAUGCCCAAACGGUCAUACAUGGGCUCGGUGUUCUGUAACUUCUUUCAUUCUAUCGACUCCUGUGGUUCGGACGUGUAUAGGGUGUAGUCGCAAGGCACUGUUGUCCCCCUCACAGAGUUCUUCAAGCGGCUCGGACUGGCUACCUGUGGCGGCACGUAGUUGGAUUGUAACAGAGCUACUGGAAGCUGUUCAGCGAUGUUUGUUUUGUGGUAAUAGCUUUGUCUGCAUUGUCUGAAGGGGGACGGGACUGAUGAUGACAUCUGAUUGCGAAACACUCGAAGCAAAGAAGCCAAUGACCGUUAAUUCGAGAGGAUGUAUUUCUUUGACGCAAAAUCUAGUACUAUUCUAAAUUAUAAGUGACUCGUUG
Serpula lacrymans var. lacrymans S7.9 is the source of this 2543-nucleotide messenger RNA. RefSeq lists its product as uncharacterized. NCBI's taxonomy places the organism in Eukaryota, Fungi, Basidiomycota, Agaricomycetes, Boletales, Serpulaceae. Gene Ontology annotation, biological process: transcription initiation at RNA polymerase III promoter. Gene Ontology annotation, molecular function: histone acetyltransferase activity; protein binding. Bases 21 to 2411 code for a protein of 796 amino acids. Gene Ontology annotation, cellular component: transcription factor TFIIIC complex. The record is from RefSeq and is a predicted model, not a curated record. The transcript is spliced from 15 exons.